AGGAAGUGGUUGAGGUCAUGUCAUGUGUUAUUAAAAGGUCAUAGUCAAGCUGGCACGCUGGGUCAGGGGCGACCUCCAACGUGGAACGACGUUACAAUCUAACAAGUGGAAGGGCCACCCCGAUCAUCAAUAAUGUCACCGAGGAGGAUGCUGGGAACUACACCUGUGAGGCAUACAUCAUACACCAGGCAUACAUCAUACACCAUACACCACAAAUCUGUGAAAAAAAUAACAAUUAUAAAAUAAUUUCUUUCAUCUCUGUUUUUAUAAUUUUCUGUUAAUUCACAAGUGGCUGAAUCUCACUGGUGAAAUGAUCAGAGCGAGGGAAGCAGCUCCCCUCUUUCUCAGUAUGUGAUGCCCAUUUAUCUGAUGCUGUCUGAACCAAAAGAGUAUAACCUGUUGCUGUGGUACCAUUUGAUUGAUUGAUGCUAGCAAGCAUUUUGCCUAAUCACUUUUUGUUUUAAGAAUUAGCCAAUAAGCAUUGAGCUGAGCUCAACUGUGGGUUGUCCUGGCGUCGCAAUACACACCCCUAAGGGAGGCCAAUUUGGCUUUGGCUUCACACCAAUCAAAUAACAUCGUAAGCGAAACGUCAUAAUUGUAAGAAAAACGUGUCAGUUUCUCGUCUGCUUGUGUUGAUGUCGUGCAGUAGCUAGCUUGCCAAAUCGGCCCUUUCCUAAGCCAUGGAUGGAAAUUUGGGCUUGUGGUUUUGACUUAAUUCUCUGUACAGGCCAAUGAUUAUGAUAGCGAUUCUGAUCUAGCCACACAUUAUUAUAUUGUGCCUCUGGCCUGAGACGAUUGAAGUUCAAUAUGUAGCCUAGUAGCCUCACGUUAACUAGCUAGCUAACUUACCUGGUUCAUUGUCGCCCAUGCGAGGAAGUUAGGCUAGCAAGCAUUUUAGCUAGGUGGCCUGUGAAAAUGAAAACUAACAGCAUACAGAGCCAUCGGCCGUUUUUCCAACAUGAGAGGAGGGUGGCAUUGGCAUUCAACUAGUCUACAAGUAGGCUGAGUCACCCCCUCAAAAAAUCUUAUGCACGCACGCACGCACGCACGCACACACACACACACACACACACACACACACACACACACACACACACACACACACACGCACACACACGCACACACACACACACACAGAAAUCAGUACCAUGGACAGCCACAUGAUAUUUAGCAACAUUAAUUGGACUGAAUUAUUUUUGGUAUCUUUAAGUUUGUUUUCAGCGUAUUAAACUAAGUUUAUAUAGCCUAGUUGAUUUGAUGAUGUUUACGUGUUUAAGUGUAAAUGGUGCUGGAAUAGCGGAGGCAGGGCUCCUGUUGUCUUUGUGCUGACUUGAGGUAACUCCGUGGGUCUGAAUCACUAUUUGUUUAGUAAAACUAUCAAAAACAUUAACUUGCUUGACCGUGCUGCAGGUCAUUUAACUGUUUGUAUAUGCAAUAUUUGCUUUGUGGACUUCACCAGACAGAUGUCACUUCACCUGCCCCCUCCCCUGACAAUCCCACCUACAGUGAUUGAUUGACAGGCCAAACUUUUAAAGGGAUUGUUCACCCAAAUUACAAAACGACACAUUGGCUCUCGACAGCAGGAGCGAAAAUAAAAUUUAUAUUUUGAAAAACAAGCAUUGUGGAAUUUCAUAUCUUGCAGUAAAACUGUAAAUAUGACAUUCAUAUCAAGAGAAGACAGGGGUUUAAUGGUACAAAAAGGUUAUCAUAUAGGCCUAAUAUCCAAAACAACUAACAAUACACUGAGUUUAUACAUUUUCAGUCAUUUUAAUUGUAAAGAAAUGUUUUUCUACUCAAUACCACAACAAAUGUUACCAAUCUGGGAGAUAGUCGUUAAAGUAUUCAAUAAUUUAGCUGUGUAUUUCGGAUGGAAUCAAGGCAUUAGAAGAUGGAUGGAAUCAAGAACUCUAAAAUAGAAUUUGCUCUCUUCGGAACCCCCCAGCCCGGAACUCUUUUCCUAUUUGGCUGACUACUCCAUGUACUUACGGAAAACACUGCCUAAAGGAAGUAGAGCAGGCGACAAGCUUAGGUCUGCAUAUAGAGACCAUUUUGUGUUUUCAAACAUUGCCGCACGAGGGCGAUACGUGCAAAUUGGUGGCAGAACAAGGGAGAGUUCUUAAAGAACACCAGCAAAAAAAGCGUCUAUUUACAUGUUGCUUAUGAGUGCAUUUCACACUACUUUUGGAUUAUAAUUGGAUUUUAAGGCUCAUAUGAAUGUCUUGCUUAAUAUAAUGUUUGUGUCAUCAUCCCAAAUCAACUGCAUUACACUUUUAAAAAAACACUUCAACCAGUGUAAUGGCUCCCAAGUGGUGCAGUGGUCUGCAUCUCAGUGCUGGAGGCGUCAAUGGUUCGAUCCGGGGCUGUAUCACAACCGGCCGUGGUCGGGAGUCCCAUAGGGCGGCACACAAUUGGCCCAGCGUCAUCUGGGUUAGGGGACGGUUUGGCCGGGGUAGGCCGUCAUUAUAAAACAAGAAUUUGUACUUAACUGACUUGUCUGGUUAAAUAAAAUGGCUCUUUGGCUAGCUUUAGCUACAGCCUAUAUCAAUAAGAGUUAGCAUUCUAGCUAACAAAUACUGCACCCAAAAUAGUUAUUUUCCAAAUAUCACAACCAAAUAUAAUCUUAGCGAGUGUUCAAGCACGAGUCAAAACAUCAUUGUAAGCGUAUGAGAACCCCCCAAAAUGAUUUUGUUUGUAAGUAAUAAAAACAUAAAUUUAGGCUAUGUUGAAUGAGCGCAGAUGAAGAUGGCUUUCUUAUACCAUACCCGCGCGUGCGCCAUCCCGCGCAAAUUGAUUUUGUCGCCCCACACCAAACGCAAUCACGACACGCAGGUUGAAAUAUCAAAACAAACUCUGAACCAAUUAUAUUAAUUUGGGGACAGGUCGAAAAUCAUUAAACAUUUAUGGCAAUUUAGCUAGCUAGCUUGCAUUUGCUAGCUAAUUUGUCCUAUUUAGCUAGCUUGCUGUUGCUAGCUAAUUUGUCCUUUUUAGCUAGCUUGUUGUUGCUAGCUAAUUUGUCCUAUUUAUCUAGCUUGCUGUUGCUAACUAAUUUGUCCAGGGAUAAAAACGUUGAGUUGUUAUUUUACCUGAAAUGCACAAGGUCCUCUGACAAUUAAUCCAGACAUAAACCGGUCAACCGAGUCGCUUCUAGUCAUCUCUCUUCCUUCCAGUCUUUUUCUUCUUUGGACAUUAUAUUGAGAUUAGCAUCUAAUAGUAUUACCAUCAUGACUACUGACCUCAGUUCAUCUUUCAAUAAGCCACGUGAGUAUAACCAAUGAGGAGAUGGGAGAGGCAGGACUUGCAGAGCGUUCUGCGUCACAAAUAGAAGCAACUUCAAUUUUAGCACCUGGCAAUGCAGACGCUCGUUGUUGCUGCGCGCGAGCAGUGUGGGUGCAAUGAUUGAAUAACAUUUAUGUUGAAACGCUUGCGCACGCGACGAGAGCGGUGUGGUCAGCAUGUUACUGCCACCAAGAGUAGCGUGCAUCUGUGCGUUAUGUAAAUGUGUCGUGUACUGGAAAAAUAUAUAUUCUACCCCCAAAAAUAUAGAAUAAUAAAAAAAUUAUAAAUAAAUAAGAACAAAAGAUUUGAAAAAAAUAUAUAUAUAAAUGUAUAAAGAAAAUCUGGAUAUUCCCCACAGACUUCAAAGGGAUGAUUUCCACCAUAUAUGGUUAAAUAGAGGCGUUUCGAAAUGCAAAUACCCUAGGUCGUGCACGAGCACUGAGGCUGAAAACAUUUUGUAUUUAUUAAUGGUUAUCUCCUAUCGGUGUACAUAUGACGCUCGUAGGAUUGUUUGAUAAAUUACACUUUUUUUUAUGUAAUAUUUUAGAAUAGUUUCUACGCAAUAUUGAUACAUGAGGCCCCUGGUAAAUAUAAUGGACAAUCUGUGCUGAAGGGCUGGUCUUCAAUAGGGCACAGUGACAGACUGCAUACUACGUACGGACUGGGCUGUGGCGAAGAGAAAACAGACAGUCAGUUUCGUUUUCCAAAUCUCAACGUCAGGGGAAUACCAGCAGGACCAUAUAAAAUAUUCAGCUCAUACCGGACAAUAUCAUAACCACACAAACAGAUCAUUUGUUCUUCGACAGCAUUUUGUUUUCAUUUGUUCUCCGACAUUGACGAUCAUGAGCACAGACUGGACACCCACCCUGUGGUCAGAGUGUUUUGAGGAAAUGUUGGAUGAGGAGUUGGACAGCAGUGACCAGUGGGCCUUCCACUUCAACUAUGGCCUGGCAGAAGCACUCACCGAGGAGGAGAGGAGGAGAGGAUGGAGGGUGUACAGCCACUGUGCCAAUGGACGGUUCCAGUGUGGUGAGUGCUCUAAGACGUGGUGGUCGGCGCGGGUGGUGCUAGUGUUCCGGUACCGUCUGCGGGAUACGACAGCCAGGGGGACCGUGCUGAUGCGGCCGUACGGCCAGGCAUGCAAACGCUGCCGGGAAGAGUUUGAACUCCCAGGUUUCUCCCAGGACGAGGUGGAGGAGGCACUGCUUGGAUUGUUUGGAAAAAUUAAGAAGAACUGCUACGACGAGGAUGAGGAGGAUGAUGAGGAGGAUGAUGAGGAUGAUGAUGAGGAAGAUGAGGAGGAUGAGGAGGACGAGGAGGAGGAUGAGGAGGAGGAUGAGGAGGAGGAAGAAGAGGAUGGGUCAGAGAAGGUGUCGAGGAGGCCCCAUGAGAAAGCCCUGUGUGAAGCCUGCAGACUGGGCAUCUGCUGUCAAGAGUAGAGAAAAAGAGAGAAAGUGUGUGUGUGUGUGUGUGUGUGUGUGUGUGUGUGUGUGUGUGUGUGUGUGUGUGUGUGUGUGUGUGUGUGUGUGUGUGUGUGUGUGUGUGUGUGUGUGUGUGUGUGUGUGUGUGUGUGUGUGACAGUGGGGGGAACAUAUAUCCUAAUGCUGUCUAGAAGUGGUUGUAAAAAUAUUAAGAACAGCAUGAUCUAUAUUGUGCCUAUGGACUCCAUACAAUCUUUAUGUAGCCUAAUGUAAUGUACUAUCGUUGGCCAAUAGCAAUGACCUAAUAUUUUAUCCUUAACUUACUUGUACUUUGGAGUUGUGUAGUAAGCAUCUAUUAUGUGUAAUAAACAUACAAAAUGGGAAGAC
Messenger RNA from Salvelinus fontinalis (brook trout), 5084 nucleotides. Its product is annotated as receptor-transporting protein 3-like. Gene Ontology annotation, molecular function: olfactory receptor binding. Gene Ontology annotation, biological process: protein targeting to membrane; protein insertion into membrane. Bases 4119 to 4715 code for a protein of 198 amino acids. NCBI's taxonomy places the organism in Eukaryota, Metazoa, Chordata, Actinopteri, Salmoniformes, Salmonidae. The transcript has 3 exons. The record is from RefSeq and is a predicted model, not a curated record.